Molecule: messenger RNA, 759 nt
Organism: Neltuma alba
Lineage: Eukaryota; Viridiplantae; Streptophyta; Magnoliopsida; Fabales; Fabaceae
Product: toll/interleukin-1 receptor-like protein
Exons: 2
Coding region: 1-759 (252 amino acids)
Biological process (GO): signal transduction
Source: RefSeq, a predicted model, not a curated record
AUGGCGAAUGGUCUCAUGAGGGGCAAAGAGGGCUUUCGAACUCCUUGCGUAGGAUAUCAGCAGGGAGAAGAGAGGAAGGUGGUCGGUGACGGAGGAAUGGAAGAUUUGGGACGAUUUUCUGCAAUUCUGAAACAAGGAGUGAUUACGAACUUUUUGUUGAACAAUGGCGAUCAACCUUAUGGAUCGUUUUCUCUGUUAGCAAAGAAGAAGAAGGCUGAGUUCUUUAAGCUGUUGAUAGAAGCUACAGGGUUCGCUGCCACGGCCAUUCGAAUGGCAGCACCAUCAUCGGCUGUCUUCGCCGGCAAAUCCAAGUACAGAUAUGACGUUUUCCUCAGUGUCAGAGGCGAAGAUACUCGCCACUCCUUCACUGUUCAUCUCUACGAUGCUCUGCGUCGGAAGGGAAUCAACGCCUUCAUUGACGACAAGAAGCUUGGGAAAGGGGAGCGGAUCUCACCUACGCUUCUUAUGGCCAUUGAGAAAUCCAGAAUCGCGAUUAUUGUGUUCUCUAGGAAUUAUGCAACUUCCACAUGGUGCCUCGAUGAACUCGCCCACAUCAUUCGGUGUAAGAAGGAGAAGAACCAACUGGUUAUGCCCGUAUUUUACAAUGUGAAUCCGAUGGAUGUUCAAUAUCAGAGUAACAGCUUUGGAGAUGCCAUGGCUGCUCUGGAAGAUAGGUUCAGAGAUGACUUAAAGAAAGUGCGAAAAUGGAGAUCUGCUUUGUCUGAAGCUGCUAGUUUGCCAUCAGCAUGGCUUUUGUGA